Molecule: messenger RNA, 432 nt
Organism: Brassica oleracea var. oleracea
Lineage: Eukaryota; Viridiplantae; Streptophyta; Magnoliopsida; Brassicales; Brassicaceae
Exons: 1
Coding region: 1-432 (143 amino acids)
Source: RefSeq, a predicted model, not a curated record
AUGAGACGAAGGCUAAACCCUCCUCUCGACCCAGCGUGUUUUGGUAAUGUGACACACCAAGCGAUGGCUACAACAAGGGUGGGAGAGAUGUUGGAUCAAGGGCUAGGCUGGGCUGCUUUACAAAUAAAUGAACAAGUGAGGUCUUUAACGAAUGAAAAUUACAUGACUUUUGCGGAGACUAGGGUUAGAAAUGUUAAGCUCCCACAGCCAAAAAUAAGUGGUGGACCUAGAAAGGCUGAUACUUAUCUGGUGGUCACAAGCUCCCCAUGGUUUGAAGUGUACAACAACGAUUUCGGUUGGGGAAAACCAAUCGCGGUUCAAGCUGAACCAAAUAAUGGUUUUGGUGUCUCCCUCGUAGUAUUUAGAGGAGUUGAAGAAGGAAGUAUUGAUGUUCAUGCGACCAUACCCUUAUCCAUAUGGUCUGAUGUAUAA